AGUACACCUAUUUCUAUAAACAUUUUUUAAGUUACUUCUUAUCUCGCAACAACGUGAGCCAAUUAAGUUUUAUGGCAAACUAUUCACACAAAAAACCAACUAGCGAGUGUGCAAGUCUGCUGGGAAUACCUAUUAGUAGCCUAAACUUCAAGAUAGGUAUAUAAACCUCACGAGGCACAAGAGGCUUAUCCACUAUUUCCACAAUAUUCAACCGAAAAUGUUCCGCGCUCAACGUGUUUGCUUUUACUUCGUAGCUUUCCUGGUCUUCGCAGCUGCCAGGCCCAAAAUAAACUCGCAAAAUUCCCAGAAUCAAGUUGGAUUACGAGUGGUCAAAUUUUCGACCGCAGGAAGUGUUCCUUCCAAGUCAUCAAUAUCCACAGAGGCAACUAGUGAACCAUCGACUGUGAGCACCAGCGAAGAUACUUCUGAGGGGCCCACAGUAACUUCACCAUCAUCAGCAUCUGAGGAAACUAGUGAAGCACCUGAGAGUUCCAGCCAAGAACUGUCAACAUUGACUGAAAACUCCAGCGAAAAGGCUUUUGAGGUGACCACAGUACCUUCAUCUUCAUCGACGGAAACUAGUGAAGCAUCCAGCCAAGAAACCACGGAAAGUGAGGAGUCAUCUGAAGAUUCCUCUGAAGAUGAAAGCUCCGAAUCAAGUGAGGAAUCAGAGGAAGGAUCGUACUACUAUGAUGAUUCGGAUUCCGACUACUACGAUAGUUACUUAUAUUACUGAUGCAUCGUGUUACCAUUAAACUUUAUGUCAAAACAGAAUACAACUAUUUUUGAAGAGGCUUGAAAAUUUAGUGUAGUAAAAAUGAAGCUGUCCUUCAUACUGGGUCUUGCCUUUUCUAGUCUUUUGGCUUAUGCAGGAGCAUUGCCGGUGCCUCCAGCUCCAUUGGUUAUGGCAUUGGUCACCAAACCCGAAAUGGAUAUUCCAGAUAUUGAUCUCUGGGCCAGGACCUAAGAGUUACAGGAUGCUUUAGACUGCCUUCUGCACACUGGUUUUCGCCCUGAUUCGCUGCAUAUUUGGAACAGAAUUUUUAAUUAAAACAUACAAUAUGUUACCCAAAUUGUUGCUGCUGCUUUUGGAGCGCCGAAAAGCUGUGCAAAAUUGCAGUUUUUGGACAAGAGGCUGCGGCGGGUUGUUGCUAAUGCAUUUACUUGGCUUAAUUAGUUGGGAUUCUACAUUAUUCAUACGCCACGUGUGACCAGCGGCCACCCACUCGCCCGAAAAUGGCCACCCACCCAAUGUGCUGAUGCCUGCCGUCUACUUCUUUUCCUGACAGCAUCAUAAUUUUCACUUAAUUAAAGUUGUCGUUGUUGUG
This is a messenger RNA of Drosophila mauritiana, 1328 nucleotides long. Its product is annotated as putative protein TPRXL. Lineage: Eukaryota; Metazoa; Arthropoda; Insecta; Diptera; Drosophilidae. The coding region runs from base 218 to 736 and encodes 172 amino acids. The transcript has 2 exons. The record is from RefSeq and is a predicted model, not a curated record.